GGUUAUGGGUCAGCAGAAACAGGGUCUGGCCUUUCGGAGGUGGAAGCCGAACUCAUGAAGGCCAGCUGGCUCCAGAGGACCGUCGCAUGGAUCGUGCGUUUGAUGUCAUUUAGGCGCAAAUUUCAAAGGAAAGUGACCCUGGUGAUGGUAGGCCUGGAUAAUGCAGGUAAAACAGCCACAGUCAGAGGAAUUCAGGGAGAAAAUCCACAGGACGUGGCCCCCACUGUGGGCUUCUCCAAGGUCGACCUGAAGCAGGGCAAGUUUGAGGUGACCAUCUUUGACCUGGGCGGUGGCAAAAGGAUCCGGGGCAUCUGGAAGAACUACUACUCGGAGUCGCACGGCGUUGUGUUUGUGGUGGACUCCAGCGACGUCCAGCGGAUCCAGGAGACGCGCGAGACCAUGACGGAGGUCCUGCAGCACCCCCGCAUUGCUGGGAAACCUGUUCUAGU
Austrofundulus limnaeus is the source of this 449-nucleotide messenger RNA. RefSeq names its product ADP-ribosylation factor-like protein 13B. The record is from RefSeq and is a predicted model, not a curated record. Gene Ontology annotation, cellular component: ciliary membrane; non-motile cilium; motile cilium. NCBI's taxonomy places the organism in Eukaryota, Metazoa, Chordata, Actinopteri, Cyprinodontiformes, Rivulidae. Gene Ontology annotation, biological process: receptor localization to non-motile cilium; non-motile cilium assembly. Gene Ontology annotation, molecular function: GTPase activity; GTP binding.